Scaptodrosophila lebanonensis is the source of this 4415-nucleotide messenger RNA. It is a transcript of the gene l(2)gl, whose product is annotated as protein lethal(2) giant larvae. Gene Ontology annotation, cellular component: cytoplasm; cortical actin cytoskeleton; plasma membrane. The transcript is spliced from 10 exons. Gene Ontology annotation, molecular function: GTPase activator activity; syntaxin binding; myosin II binding. Bases 257 to 3754 code for a protein of 1165 amino acids. Lineage: Eukaryota; Metazoa; Arthropoda; Insecta; Diptera; Drosophilidae. Gene Ontology annotation, biological process: establishment of spindle orientation; regulation of establishment or maintenance of cell polarity; cortical actin cytoskeleton organization. The record is from RefSeq and is a predicted model, not a curated record.
UCGGUAUGAACGCGUCGUGUUGCAUGGGGAGCGCUGAAAUUUAAACAUUUCCCAAACGCGUGAAAAUUAGUACAGAACGCCAUAAUCACAGGCCUGUUGCGAUAUUCUGUUGUUUAUGCUUGGCGAACGUCUAUAAAAAUUUGCAUUUGCCCAACAAUACAAGCGAACAGGCAGUUGCAUUCUUGCAUUUGUCUUCUUUAAUUCUGUACAUAAGCGAAAAGAUUGAUUGAACUGGAACAAUAAAAAUUUGAAUAAAAUGCUGAAAUUUAUACGCGGCAAAGGUCAACAGCCUUCGGCAGAACGACAGCGUUUACAAAAGGAACUAUUUGGCUAUCGCAAGACUGCCCAACAUGGUUUUCCACACAAACCGUCGGCAUUGGCUUACGAUCCUGUCUCGCGGCUCAUGGCCAUUGGCACACAAACAGGCGCCAUUAAGGUGUUCGGCCAGCCCGGUGUAGAGUUCUAUGGUCAGCACACAUUGGUUAACAAUUCGGCAGCUGAGCUCAAUGUACAAUUGUUGGAAUGGGUCUAUGGAACGGGUCGUGUCCUCUCACUGACCGCAGCCAAUCAGCUAAUACUGUGGGAGCCGGCCGGCACCACUCUGGUGCCCAUCAAGACGCUGCCUUUCGAUGGCAAACUGAAGAAGGUGUCCUCUUUGUGUUGUUCACUAAACAAGGAUUUGGUGUGGAUUGGUACCGAGGGUGGCAACAUCUAUCAAUUUGAUUUGAAGUCGUUCAGUGUGCGCGAGCCCGUGAUUUAUCACGAUGUGGUGCUGGAACAGGUGCCACCCUCCUACAAACUGAAUCCGGGGGCCAUUGAGUCGAUACGUCAGCUGCCAAAUGCUCUAAACAAGCUGUUGAUUGCCUACAAUAGGGGACUGUGUGUGCUGUGGGACUUGGAGACGUCCGCAGUGGAACGUGCCUUCAUUGCUCCCGGACAUGGACAGAGCGUGGGUCUGUAUGUGAACUCCACCGGUUCCGAGUUCAAUUGGUAUCAUGCGGACGGCUCGUACGCCACUUGGAGCAUUACAAGCGGUGAGCCGCCUAAGAACGUUAAUUAUGUGCCCUAUGGGCCGGAUCCGUGCAAGAGUAUAAAUCGUCUCUACCAAGGAAAGAGGGGCAACAAUGAUGUCAUCGUUUUCUCCGGCGGCAUGCCGCGCUCCGCUUAUGGUGACCACAACUGCGUCUCGGUGCAUGGCAGCGAUGGCAAAAAGGUGUGUCUGGACUUCACAUCCAAGGUGAUUGACUUCUUUGUCACCUACAAGAAGGAGAACAGCGAGGCCGUGCAAGUUCUCAUAGUGUUGCUGGAGGAGGAACUGUGCGCAUACGAUCUCACCGAUCCCCAAGUGUCUGCCAUCAAGGCACCCUAUCUACAUUCUGUGCAUGCCUCAGCCGUAACGUGCAACUAUCUGGCCUCUCAGGUCAGCCAGUCGGUGUAUGAACGAAUUUUGCGUGCUGGCGACGAGCAGGACAUCGAGUACAGUAGCAUAGAUUGGCCCAUAAUGGGAGGCGUAUUGCCUGAGGAACCAGCACUGUCGGAUGAGUCGGAGGAGGCGGUCAAGGAAUACGAGAUUCUCUUGACCGGCCAUGAGGAUGGUUCGGUUAAGUUCUGGGACUGCACCGGAGUGGUGCUUAAGCCCAUUUACAACUUCAAGACAGCCAGCGUAUUUGGGCACGAGAAUCAGGAUGACUUUCCAGCCGACACCAGCGCCGAGCAGGUGGACGAAAGCGAGCCACCAUUCCGUAAGGCGGGUCUCUUUGAUCCCUAUUCCGAUGACCCGCGUUUGGCCGUAAAAAAGAUUGCUCUAUGCCCCGAAACUGGACAGCUAAUUGUGGGUGGCACCGCUGGCCAGAUCGUUAUUGCCGAUUUCGAGGGCGAUGCAGUGGAGCGUAAUGCUUUGAAAUUUAGUUCCAUGAACUUGGUGAGCGAUCGCGAUGGCUUCGUAUGGAAGGGGCAUGAUCAGUUGAAUGUGCGCGCCCAGCUGCUUGAGGAAGAUGCCCAGCCGGUGGGCGAGCAUGGUGUGAACAUUACUGGUGUCCUGCAGGUGCUACCACCAGCCAGCAUCACCUGCCUGGCCCUGCAGGCCCACUGGGGUGUGGUGUCGGGCGGCACAGCUCACGGCCUGGUGCUGUUCGAUUUCAAAAACUUUGUGCCGGUAUUUCAUCGGUGUACCCUCAAUCCGAAUGACCUGACGGGUGCUGGCGAGCAGCUAUCGCGACGCAAAUCGUUUAAGAAAUCACUGCGCGAAUCGUUCCGCAAGCUGCGCAAGGGACGCUCCACACGCAACAAUCCAAGCAAUCAGGUGCCCACUACGCUCGAGGCACGACCUGUGGAGCGACAAAUCGAGGCACGUUCCACAGACGAUGGCAUGGGCUCCAUGGUGCGUUGUCUGCUGUUUGCCAAGACCUACAUAACCAAUGUCAAUAUAACAUCGCCGACGCUGUGGUCGGCCACCAAUGCCAGCACCGUGUCCGUAUUUCUAUUGCAUUUGCCACCAACACAGACAGCCGCAACAGCCCAGCCUUCGGUAAGUGGCAGUUCCACGCCACAGCUGCCACGUCGCAUAUCCGCACAGCUGGCCAAGGAGAUUCAGCUGAAGCAUCGUGCGCCAGUUGUUGGCAUUUCCAUAUUCGAUCAGACUGGCAGUCCUGUCGAUCAGUUUGGCAGCGGCGUCAAUGGCGUGCCACCACAUCGUCUCCUGAUCGCCUCGGAGGAACAGUUCAAGGUGUUCUCGCUACCACAACUGAAGCCCAUCAAUAAGUACAAGCUGACGGCGAAUGAGGGCGCCCGCAUACGACGCAUACAUUUCGGCUCCUUCAGCUGCCGUGUGCCGCACGAGCUGCUGCAAAGCCUACAAGGCAGCAGUCCGACAAAGUCGACGCGUUCACAUGACGCUGGCGAUGCCAAUACAAGCCUAGCCUCGGCAGCAGGGGCCGGUGAGUUGUAUCGGGAAAUGGCGUUGAUUUGUCUCACCAACAUGGGCGACAUAAUGGUGCUGUCUGUGCCCGAGUUGAAGCGACAACUCAAUGUGGCAGCCGUGCGACGCGAGGAUAUCAACGGCAUUUCAUCUUUGUGCUUUACCAAUGCCGGUGAAGCUCUCUACAUGAUGUCCUCAUCGGAAUUGCAACGCCUUGCUCUAGCCACCUCAAAGGUGGUGCAACCUAUGGGCGGUGUUGAGGUCGAACCCCUUCAGAAUGAAGAGUUGGAGGCGACGCUGCAGUCUAACGAAGAUGAGGACAGCGAUAAGGAGGGCGAAACGAAUGAAGGGGCAGCCAGUACUGGUGCCGCCGUAUCAGAAGCCCCGGUGCCGAAAGAGCGUGCCAAAACGCUAGAGCUCACCAUAGAUAGCAAUGGACCGAUUUUAACAAACGGCAUUGGCAGUGGCAAUUCGCCAAAUAGGGCCAAUGAGACCAUUACCAGCUCAAUAGGUGACAUAACCGUGGAUUCGGUGCGCGAUCAUUUAAAUACCACUACAACAACGUUGUGUUCCACGACUACAGAGGAGACUGUGGGUCGUCUGUCGGUGCUCAGCACACAAACCAAUCAAACACACACCAGCGUCAAUAUGAAGGACAUACCUGACUUUAAUAUACCCAAUUUGAUGGAUCUGGCGCCAAAGAGCAAUACCACCGAAACCAGCACCAGUUCUGUGGUCAUCAAAUCCGUCAUAACGAGCAUCUCACACGAAAAGACAAACGGCGAAAGUGAACCCGUAACGACCAAGACGACAACGCAUGAGGAGAGCCAAUUUUAAAGAAACAAAACUAAAACAUAUCACCACACAAACCGAUUUUAGUUUAUGCACCUAUAUAUGUAGAUAUAUAUAAAAAUCAUUUACUAUUACUAUUGGCAUGCAAAUUUGUGUGGCGCGCACUAAAAAAAAUAAUCAAAAAUAUCAAUUCAAUCUAAUUGCAUGUCACUGUUCUGUUCUUCGCUAAAUUGCAAUUUAUAAUAUGUUUAAGUUUUCGUUUUAAGUAACACACAGAUACACACACAUACAUAUUUAGUUGAAUGUAAACUUCUUCGUGUACCCAUACAUAUGUAUUUAUGUAAUUUUGUUUGCAUUAUUGACAAAAAAUCGCUAAACAUUUUGUAUUUUCCACCCAACCACCACCACAACCCCAUUAGAGAGUACAACAAUAUACAAAAGCAUUUGCCUUACAUAUACUUAUAUAUAAAGAAUUUUUACAACGGUUUUUAUACAAGUAUUAAACAAGCAGAUCAUAUAAAAUAUACAAACAUAUUUUUUACACAGGUAUUAACAUACCGUAUACUUAUAUUUUUUAUAUACGACAAUCGCGCGUUUUUCCGACCAGCUAAAUUCGUUUUUGGCAACGUUUAUUUUUGUAAACUGUUAAAACAUUGUUAAUUGUUUAAGAUACAAUAAAUGAAAUGAGGAUCUGUGUUUUUGUAAA